Striga asiatica is the source of this 1860-nucleotide messenger RNA. Lineage: Eukaryota; Viridiplantae; Streptophyta; Magnoliopsida; Lamiales; Orobanchaceae. The record is from the annotation of a GenBank genome assembly.
AUUUUAUUAAAAAUAUUUUCUUUUAAUUUCAAUUUAAAUGAGAUACAUAUAUUUUUCAACUAAAAAAUUUCUGUCGCUUGCAUAUGCAUGUGUAUAUCUUCAUUUUUUCUCGACUUGUUGCGACUGAAACUUUUUCUAUAAAACCCUCCAGCCCCACUUCACCAACCCCAGACUUGUGAGAUUGUUCGGUCGAACCAAUUUAAGAACCCCUGAAAAAAAGAGAAAAGCAGAACGAAAAGAGCAAAAAAAAGGAAAAAAAUCAUGGCUUUCGAGAAGAUCAAGGUGGCCAACCCGAUCGUCGAGAUGGAUGGAGAUGAGAUGACAAGGGUCAUCUGGAAGUUUAUUAAAGACAAGUUGAUUUUCCCUUUCUUGGAGUUGGAUAUAAAGUACUUUGACCUCGGUCUUCCCCAUCGUGAUGCCACAGAUGAUAAAGUUACUAUUGAGAGUGCUGAAGCUACUCUCAAGUAUAAUGUGGCGAUUAAGUGUGCCACAAUCACUCCAGAUGAAGCUCGUGUGAAGGAGUUUGGCUUGAAGAGUAUGUGGAAGAGUCCGAAUGGUACAAUUAGGAACAUUUUGAAUGGAACGGUCUUCAGAGAACCAAUCCUAUGUAAAAACGUACCUCGACUUGUCCCAGGAUGGACUAAGCCAAUUUGCAUCGGAAGACAUGCUUUCGGAGAUCAAUACAGAGCAACUGAUACAGUUAUCAAAGGGGCUGGAAAGCUCAAAUUGGUGUUUGUGCCAGAAGGGAAGGAUGAAAAAACAGAAUUUGAGGUCUUUGAUUUUACUGGUGCUGGUGGGGUUGCUUUGUCAAUGUACAACACAGAUGAGUCAAUUCGUGCUUUUGCUGAGGCUUCAAUGAACACUGCAUACCAGAAAAAGUGGCCUUUGUAUCUUAGCACAAAGAAUACAAUCCUCAAGAAGUAUGAUGGCAGAUUCAAGGACAUAUUUCAAGAAGUUUAUGAAUCAAGCUGGAAAUUGAAGUUUGAGGAAGCAGGAAUCUGGUAUGAGCACCGUCUCAUUGAUGAUAUGGUUGCAUACGCCCUGAAAAGCGAAGGGGGUUAUGUAUGGGCUUGCAAGAAUUAUGAUGGAGACGUGCAAAGUGAUUUCUUGGCACAAGGGUUUGGAUCACUCGGGCUGAUGACAUCGGUUCUGGUAUGCCCUGAUGGGAAGACAAUCGAGGCUGAAGCAGCCCAUGGAACUGUUACUCGCCACUAUAGAGUACAUCAAAAGCAAGGUGAAACUAGUACAAAUAGCAUUGCCUCUAUUUUCGCUUGGUCUCGUGGCCUUGCACACAGGGCUAAGUUGGAUGAUAAUGCAAAACUGUUGGACUUCACUGAGAAACUGGAAGCUGCUUGUAUUGGUGUUGUGGAAUCUGGGAAGAUGACUAAGGAUCUUGCUCUCAUUAUCCACGGAUCCAAGUUGAGUAGAGACCAGUAUUUGAACACUGAAGAGUUCAUCGAUGCAGUUGCUGCUGACCUGAAAGCUAGACUUUCCGCUUGAGUGUAAUUAGGGCAUUUUGGCGUAAGAGUGAUUUAUGCGUUCGUUGGUUAUAUUUUCUAUUUCUUUGUAUGUUUGUAGGUCAUUGCUGUUUGGUUGUGGGGAAAUUUUUCAUUCAGAAUACUCUGUUGCUUUUUACUAAAUAACUCACCUUCCAUUUUAGGUGUUACCAGCUUGCUUUCUUGCUGCAUUUUGUUUCUAUUGUUCAAUCCAAACUGAUGUAUUGUGAACGCAGAAAUUUUUUUGUGAUUUACUGGUUAUUAAUGGAGGAAACAAUUAUCUUAAACAAUUAAUGUUGCUUUUAUUUAGAAUUCGAUUGCAUUUUCCAUUUAUUGCCAUUCUUGUCUGGUUGAGUUUGUUCUU